Toxotes jaculatrix (banded archerfish) is the source of this 1641-nucleotide messenger RNA. RefSeq names its product transcription elongation factor A (SII), 1 (gene tcea1). The record is from RefSeq and is a predicted model, not a curated record. The transcript is spliced from 10 exons. Gene Ontology annotation, molecular function: zinc ion binding; nucleic acid binding. NCBI's taxonomy places the organism in Eukaryota, Metazoa, Chordata, Actinopteri, Toxotidae. Gene Ontology annotation, cellular component: nucleus. Bases 318 to 1250 code for a protein of 310 amino acids. Gene Ontology annotation, biological process: DNA-templated transcription; positive regulation of transcription by RNA polymerase II; transcription elongation by RNA polymerase II.
GUGCAGAGCGAGAGAAAACAAAGUUAUAUUUAGGUGUUCAUAAAAAUGUGUGCCCUUUCUGAUCGCAGUACUGAGAGAUAAACUCUUACUGCUCUGACAGUUUCAAGAGGAAUCUUGGCUUCCGUUUCGAUUAACUCCCCCUGAACUUAUCCGGCAUCAACUAGCCAGGUCUGCUACACAGCGGCGGGUCAGUAGUGUGUGCGGUCCCGGUCCGCCUGGUAGACGCCUCCGCUCCUUUCGCUUCAGUGGCGUGGUCUUUGUCGCAAACUGUGUUUCCCUAUUCGUUUUUAGUUUUGGAUUCCAUCACAUCGGUCAACAUGGGCAAAAAGGAGGAAGAGGAGAUCAUCAGAAUUGCAAAGAAGAUGGAUAAAAUGGCGCAGAAGAAAAACGGGGCUGGGGCUUUGGACCUACUGAAGGAGCUGCGCAGUGUCCCCAUGACUCUGGAGCUGCUUCAGUCUACCAGAAUUGGAAUGUCCGUUAAUGCCAUCCGUAAGCAGAGCACAGACGAGGAGGUGACAUCCCUAGCCAAGUCCUUGAUCAAAUCAUGGAAGAAGCUUUUGGAUGAGCCUGGAGGUGGAGAGAAACCUUCAGAUGAGAAAAGGAAAGAGCAAACGACACCAGUUGUUUCUCCCUCACAGGGAAGCCCAGAGGCAAAAGAAGAAAGCUCCAGCAGUAACUCCAGCAGCAAGAGCGAACCUGCUGAAGUCGCAUCCAACACGUUAAUCAACACCUUUCCUCGUGCCCCAAGCACCUCUGAUUCUAUCAGGCUCAAGUGCAGAGAGAUGCUGGCCAGUGCUUUGCAGACUGGAGAUGAUUAUAUUGCUAUUGGUGCUGAUUGUGAGGAACUUGGAGCACAGAUCGAGGAAUGCAUCUUCCAAGAGUUUAAGAACACAGACAUGAAAUACAAGAAUCGUGUGCGGAGCCGGAUCUCAAAUCUGAAGGAUAUGAAGAACCCUAAUUUAAGGAGGACUGUGUUAUGUGGGAGUGUAACCCCAGAGCGGAUGGCUAAGAUGACUGCAGAGGAAAUGGCCAGUGAUGAGCUGAAGGAAAUGAGGAAGAAUUUGACCAAAGAGGCUGUCAGGGACCACCAGAUGGCCACCACUGGAGGCACUCAGACCGAUCUAUUCACCUGUGGCAAGUGCAAGGGGAAGAGCUGCACCUACACACAGGUUCAAACUCGCAGUGCUGAUGAGCCAAUGACCACGUUUGUCUUCUGCAAUGAAUGCGGAAAUAGAUGGAAGUUCUGCUGAGUCUGCAGGCACCAUCCACGGCACUCUGACAAGUAGCAAAAUUCCUGGACCAGAUUCUGUCUAUCUGCAACAGAUUGGAGCUUUGUAUUCCGUGGUACAUGGUACACAACAUGCCAUACAAAGAUGCCUCUGCGGUUACCGUUUGAAUAAAUAUCCUGUUCAUAGAUUGAGCUCAUUGUCAGUCUCCCAAUGCCCCCCGCCCCUCAAAAAUCUUUUACUAUUGUUAUUAGUUUGUUUCUCACUGUCAGAUAUAUGCGAUCAAUCUUGUCUAAUUCUCUUUUAUCUGCAUUUUUUAUAUGUAGUUUUAACACUUUGGAUAAUAUUGUUUUGCUUUCCCCUCACAACAUUGCAUUGUUUUAUUUAAUUUCCCAAUAAAGUGUAAUCCAUUUGA